Messenger RNA from Aspergillus mulundensis, 534 nucleotides. RefSeq lists its product as uncharacterized. NCBI's taxonomy places the organism in Eukaryota, Fungi, Ascomycota, Eurotiomycetes, Eurotiales, Aspergillaceae. The transcript is spliced from 2 exons. The coding region runs from base 1 to 534 and encodes 177 amino acids. The record is from RefSeq and is a predicted model, not a curated record.
AUGCUCCUCUCUCGCAUCUACUCAGCCCUUGCAGGUGCCCUCGGCCUCCUUUCCUCCGCGCUGGCACAGGACAUCGCUGUGAACCUUCUUCAAUUCACCAACAAUGUCUACGUCGCAACAUCAACCGGCUACUGUCUGGACGAAAGCGCCUCCCCUGUAAUACGGAACGACAACGGAUCCAACUGCAUCAUUGUCACCGGGACUGACCGCGGUGUCAUCUACACCGGCGAUAUUGACCAGGGCCCUGUGCGCUAUCUUACCGUCGACGAGGACUCUGGCAGCAAUCGUCUUUUCUUUACAGAGAGCCAGUCACGUCUGCUGUGGUAUUACAAUGUACCUGAUUCGAGCGGGGGAUAUUACAUCGACCUCUGCCUCAGUGCUGAUGGUGACGAUGUUCUCUACGGCCCCGAUUGGCAGGUUGUGGAUGGCACGACCCUUGUUCCUGUUUCGGAGAGUGACAACGUUCAUGAGCCAGUGCGACUUGCGCUGGUUGAGCCGAGCGGGGCUGCGGCCGCGGGGGGUGAGGCUGCUUAG